AACUUCCGGCGGCCGCGGGCAAGUGAACCCGUCGGUCCAGGUAUUACCCGAAAAGGGUAAGGAAAGCCAGGCAGGGGCUGGAACCCGAGCCCCGGCCGCUGGCAGCUGGCCUGGCUCAGGAACUGGGUCCGACCCGCUCCAGGACCACCCAGGGAAGUUCUUCCGGGAGCCGAGACCCGCCCACCGCACACCUGGCGCGCGGAGUCCCAGUGGCUCUGGCAGGCAAGCGCAACCAUCUUAGAGAUGGACAAACUGAGCCCCCCUCCCUGACACUCAGAACGACUGCCAGCCCCAGCCCCAGACCCUACAGCUGCCAAGAUGGUGAUGCCUAAGAAGAACCAGAUUGCCAUUUAUGAACUCCUUUUUAAGGAGGGAGUCAUGGUGGCCAAGAAGGAUGUCCACAUGCCUAAGCACCCGGAGCUGGCAGACAAGAAUGUGCCCAACCUUCAUCUCAUGAAGGCCAUGCAGUCUCUCAAGUCCCGAGGCUACGUGAAGGAACAGUUUGCCUGGAGACAUUUCUACUGGUACCUUACCAAUGAGGGUAUCCAGUAUCUCCGUGAUUACCUUCAUCUGCCCCCAGAGAUUGUUCCUGCCACCCUACACCACAGCCGUCCAGAGAUUGGCAGGCCUCGGCCUAAAGGUCUGGAGGGUAAGCGACCUGCAAGACUCACAAGAGGGGAAGCCGACAGAGAUACCUACAGACAGUGUUCUGUGCCCCCUGGUGCCUACAAGAAAGCCGAGGCUGGGGCUGGGUCAGCAACCGAAUUCCAGUUUAGAGGCGGAUGUGGUCGUGGACGUGGUCAGCCACCUCAGUAAAAUUGGAGAGGAUUAUUUCACAUUGAAUAAACUUACAGCC
Pongo pygmaeus (Bornean orangutan) is the source of this 856-nucleotide messenger RNA. RefSeq names its product small ribosomal subunit protein eS10-like. Gene Ontology annotation, molecular function: structural constituent of ribosome; RNA binding. The transcript has 2 exons. Gene Ontology annotation, cellular component: cytosolic small ribosomal subunit. NCBI's taxonomy places the organism in Eukaryota, Metazoa, Chordata, Mammalia, Primates, Hominidae. Bases 319 to 816 code for a protein of 165 amino acids. The record is from RefSeq and is a predicted model, not a curated record.